This is a messenger RNA of Scedosporium apiospermum, 744 nucleotides long. RefSeq names its product Oxidoreductase domain containing protein. Bases 1 to 744 code for a protein of 247 amino acids. The record is from RefSeq and is a predicted model, not a curated record. Gene Ontology annotation, biological process: peptidyl-proline hydroxylation to 4-hydroxy-L-proline. Gene Ontology annotation, cellular component: endoplasmic reticulum. The transcript has 3 exons. NCBI's taxonomy places the organism in Eukaryota, Fungi, Ascomycota, Sordariomycetes, Microascales, Microascaceae. Gene Ontology annotation, molecular function: procollagen-proline 4-dioxygenase activity; iron ion binding; L-ascorbic acid binding.
AUGCUACAACCCGUCGUUUAUACCUUCAAUGACAUCUCCAUUCCGCCCACCUUCCUGGCCGAUCCGCCGCUGACGGCGAUAACAACCAAACACAUUGAUUUCGCCUCGUCUCCCUUGCCAAAGAAUGCAGGGCGCAUUGCUCUCGUCCUCGAAAAUGUCCUCUCAAAAGAGGAGUGUCAGGAGCUUCUCCGCCUCGCCGAAGCCUCUGUUCCGGUAGGGAAUGGUGAGUCGCCGUGGAGACCUGCACUGGUCAGCGCGGGUCCGGGACUAGAAGGGCCAGCGCCAGGUUAUAGAGAGAGUGACAGGAUUAUUUGGGAUCAGCAACAAGUGGUGGAUCUUCUCUGGGCACGGUGUUCUCAGGCGGAGGGUCUGAAGGAGCUCCUUGCAACAGUCCCUGGUGGGCCGAGAUGUGGAAAGGGGCACUGGCAAUUUAGGAGAUUCAAUAAUCGGAUGAGAUUCCUGAAGUACUCCCCAGGGCAGUUCUUCAAGCCUCACGUUGAUGGGCCCUAUUGGUACGAAAACGAGCAGGGUACCUUUGAGACACAAUACACAGUGCACCUUUACCUGAACGAUUCAGUCGAGGCGGAUCCAAACUCUACGCUCGUGGGUGGCGCAACUUCAUUUCUAUCGUGGGAUCGGGAGAAGCGUUUGGAUGUGAACCCGAGAGCGGGGAGUGUCUUGAUCUUCCAGCAUUCGGUGGGUUCCGGAGACAUAAGGGUUCUAGCCCUCAAGGUUGACCCUUAG